Molecule: messenger RNA, 683 nt
Organism: Nicotiana attenuata
Lineage: Eukaryota; Viridiplantae; Streptophyta; Magnoliopsida; Solanales; Solanaceae
Product: 60S ribosomal protein L22-3-like
Exons: 3
Coding region: 121-498 (125 amino acids)
Biological process (GO): cytoplasmic translation
Cellular component (GO): ribosome
Molecular function (GO): RNA binding; structural constituent of ribosome
Source: RefSeq, a predicted model, not a curated record
CACAAAACAAUAUAUAAACCCACACUCGGAACCCUAAUCCUUUCUUCUUCUCAUAGUUCCUCCCAAAUCGCCGCAGCUUCUCAGGUAGGGUUUGUGUUUUUUCUUUAAUCGUAGGAGAAGAUGAGUAAAGGAAGCAGCGGAGCCACCAAGGGUGGGAAGAAGAAGGGAGCAACCUUCGUGAUUGAUUGCUCAAAGCCUGUUGAGGAUAAGAUCAUGGAUAUCGCUUCACUGGAGAAGUUUCUACAAGAGCGCAUCAAGGUCGGAGGAAAGGCUGGAGCUCUUGGUGACGCCGUCACUGUCACCCGUGACAAAACAAAAAUCACUGUCACCUCCGAGAGCACUUUCUCCAAGCGGUAUCUGAAGUACCUGACCAAGAAGUAUCUCAAGAAGAACAAUGUCCGUGAUUGGCUCAGAGUUAUUUCUGCAAACAAGGAUCGCAAUGUCUAUGAGCUGAGGUACUUCAACAUUGCUGAGAAUGAGGCUGAGGAGGAAGAUUGAGGAGCUGGAAUCUUAAUUGAAUCUUUAGUUUGUAGUUUCUUCUUAUCUGAUAUUGUUGUCUGCGUGAGACAUUAUCAAAUAUUUGCACUUUUGCCCAGUUAAAUGGAGAAAACGAGAUUAGCCAUCUUGUAGUUUUUAUAUCUUAUAUAUUGUGGUGUUAAUGGACCAUCUCUUUUUCAUUGCUU